This is a messenger RNA of Dimorphilus gyrociliatus, 2720 nucleotides long. Lineage: Eukaryota; Metazoa; Annelida; Polychaeta; Dinophilidae. The record is from the annotation of a GenBank genome assembly.
AUACAUAUUUUUCUCAAGUUACAGACAUGGUUGAUUUCGAAGGAUUGUUUAGACACUAUAUCACAGGUUGGAGGCCUCGCUUCACCCAUGACUAUGAUUAUAGAUCAACUAUUCGGGAUAUUGGAGAGGGCUCUUCGAAAACUAAAAGAUAUGGAUAUAGAAGAAGGGAGGAAGAAGAACCACAAACCUAUGAGGAUAUUAAAGAGACAUAUUCGGCAAAUGGGGAAUUGUGGGAAGAUCCUGAUUUUCCUGCCGAAGACAAAUCCAUAUUUUUCAAAAAACCGCCUUCUUGUUGGCCAAAUAUUGAAUGGUUGCGACCUCAUGAAAUUUGUGAUAAUCCAAAGUUUUUACAUGAAGGAGCUUCCAGAAUGGAUAUAAAUCAAGGAGCUUUAGGAGACUGCUGGUUUUUGGCAGCCGUUGCAUGUCUAACUCAAAAUGAAGCCCUCUUUCAUAGAGUCGUACCUGAUGAUCAAGAUUUUUUAAACAGCUAUGCAGGAAUAUUUCGAUUCCAAUUCUGGCAGUAUGGGAGAUGGGUUGAGGUAAUCAUCGAUGAUCGCUUGCCGACUUCGAAUGGCAGGCUCAUAUAUUUACAUUCCAAUGAGGGUAACGAAUUUUGGCCUGCAAUGCUAGAAAAAGCCUAUGCCAAAUUGAAUGGUUCGUAUGAGUCCCUAAGCGGUGGAUUAACGGGGGAGGCUCUUGUCGAUUUUACUGGAGGUAUUAUCGAAAAGUGGAAUUUCCCAGAGGAUGGAACUGAAGGCCUAUACGAAAGAAUGAAGACCUCUUUGAAAAAAGGAGGUUUUAUGGCUUGUUCGAUUGACUCCUCCCCUGAUACAAUGGAAUCUCGCCUUGAAAAUGGUUUAGUUAUAGGACAUGCGUAUAGUAUUACAGACGUCAGGAAUGUCACUGUGGAAACGCCAACAGUUUCUGGGCAGAUAGCGAUGAUCCGUAUUAGAAACCCUUGGGGCAACGAAGCGGAGUGGAAAGGAGCUUGGAGUGACGGAUCACCAGAGUGGGAGUACAUUCCAGAAGAAGAACGGCAAAAUAUCGGUCUUACUUUUGAAGCUGAUGGCGAAUUUUGGAUGUCUUUCGAUGACUUCUCAAAUAAUUUUCAACGAAUGGAAAUCUGUCAUCUUGGACCUGAUUCUAUUCCAGAAGGUGAAGGCGUUAAAUGGGAAAUGUCACUUAUGGAAGGAAGCUGGAAGCGAAAUAUAAAUGCCGGAGGCUGUGCUAAUUAUAAAUCCCAUGCUCUUAAUCCGGCCUACAAAAUUACCCUGGAUGAGGCUGAUGGUGAAGAUGAAGAAGGAAGAAUCUGUCUUCUGCUUGGCGUAAUGCAAAAAGAGAGGAGAAAAAAAAGGAUGGAAGGUGAGGCAGAUUUGCCAAUAGGAUACGCUAUCUACAAGAUGAAUGACCCUGAUGAGAAAUUAAGCUAUAAGAGCUUGCGUUAUUUGGAGAGAGUUGCAGGAAGUAAGAGUUUCAUCAACUCGAGGGAAGUUGCUGACUAUCACUUCUUGUAUCCCGGAUCUUAUGCCGUGGUGCCAUCGACUUUUGAGCCUCAGCAAGAAGCUGACUUCUUGUUGAGACUUUUUGCUGAGAAACCAGGAACAAUCGAGGAACCAGACGAAAUUACCGGAAAAGGAGAACCAGAUCCGGAUGAGGUGAAAGAUGAAACUGCUGAAGAAAAAACAAUUGUCGCUAUCGAAGCUUUCAGAGCAGCUGCUGGAUAUGACAAUGAAAUUGAUGCUUAUGAACUUAUGAAUUUACUUAAUACCGUGGCUAAGCAAGAAUUCGAUUUUGAGGGCUUUAAUGUUGACAUUUGUCGAAGUAUGGUUGCGAUGCGGGAUAUUAAUUUGACAGGAACACUGGGCUUUGAUGAAUUUAAAGGACUUUGGGAUGAUCUUUUGAAGUGGAUUGUACGUAAAAAGUAUAAUAUAAUCCUGUCAAAUAACUUUUUCUUGAUGUAGCACAUCUUUCAAAUCUACGAUAUUGAUAAAUCUGGCAGUUUUGAUUGUUUCGAGUUACGAAAAGCUUUGGAUGGAGCUGGUUAGUAACAUCAAUAGCAAUAUAUUUCCUGACACUCUUCCCACUUGAAUAUUUUCCUAUUAGGGCUACAUCUCUCGAAUUCUACAUUUGAGGCUGUGGCAAUAAGAUACAGCGAUAAACAUGGGGUUGUGCGUUUUAAUGAUUUUAUAAGUUGCAUUAUAAAAUUAAAUACAAUGUUCCUAAUUUACCAAGAAAAGGACAGAAAUAAUGAAAAUUUGGCAUCAUUUACUUUGGAUGAGUUUAUUCAAUUUACGGUUUAUGCCUGAAAAAUAAAAGAAAAUAUUCCUUUAUGCAAAUCAAAUCAAGGGAAAUAUAAUUAUAAUACAUAAUAAAAACAACAUUUUCUUGUCUUGUCAAUUCCGAGAAUACACAAGUUGGCAAUAAAAAAAAUAGUAAGAAUUAGGCUCUAAUUGUUUAAUACACAAAGAGUACAAUAGAAAUUUGUAGCAAAACAACUGUUUUCGAUCAAAAAAGUUAUAGUUUGAGUAAAUGUUAAUAAAAUUCAAGAAAUUAUUAAUAUAUAACCAUGACAAUACCAUAAAACCAUGAAUGGUUUUGGCCAGAAUAGGUCUAUUUAUUUUUAUGAUAUUUAUUUUUAUUUACACACUCGCUAAAGCAAUGUCGAAAAGAAAUACACAUAUUAAGAAAAAAAAACAAGCCUUCAGAGCCCUACUCUCAGG